Molecule: messenger RNA, 1429 nt
Organism: Drosophila takahashii
Lineage: Eukaryota; Metazoa; Arthropoda; Insecta; Diptera; Drosophilidae
Gene: Sas10
Product: UTP3 small subunit processome component Sas10
Biological process (GO): maturation of SSU-rRNA from tricistronic rRNA transcript (SSU-rRNA, 5.8S rRNA, LSU-rRNA)
Cellular component (GO): small-subunit processome; nucleolus
Source: RefSeq, a predicted model, not a curated record
CUAUCGGCUGCGUUUGUUUACGCACGUGUUGCCGUUUUUUUUUAGUUUUAUUUAAUUAUUUAAGAAAAAAGGCAUAUAUUCCGGCCAGAAAAUGGACAGCGAGGGCGACGACUACGAGCUGACCGGCUCCGAGCAGGAGUACGAUGCGGAGGAGCGCGAGAUUCUGGAGGAUCUGCGCAAGCAGCGCAAGAAGCGCCAGCAGCAGGAUCCCGUCCAGGAAGUCCUGGCCUUCAGCGAUGAUGAGGAUGAGGAGGAUGACGACCAGGAGAAGGACGACGAUGUGGCGGAUCUGAUGCGGGACAGCGACAUCGAGGGAGCCGAGGACGACGACCGGGAUCUGCCCAACACAAUGGACUGGGGCAGCAAGCGGAGCACCUACUACAACACGGACUUCGUGGACCAGGACUACAGCAGCUACAAUGCCCAGGAGGAGGAGGAGGCGCGCGCCGAGGAGGAGGAGGCCAAGAAGAUCCAGUUGCGGCUGGCCAAGCGGCUCAGCGAGGCGGAUUUCCAGCUGGACGAUGUCGAGGCGGCGGCAGAAGGCAGCGAUGAUGAAAAGGAUAAGGAUAAGGAGGCGGUGACCAAGGUGACCACCGAUCUGACCGGUCUGACGGCCCGUGAGCGCCGUCAGCUGCUGCAAAAGGACUCCCCCGAGUUCAUUGGCCUCACCCAGGACUUUCAGAAGCAUCUAAACGAGGUCAAGGAUCUUAUAACUCCCGUUCUCAACUAUGUAAGGAACCACAACGUUCCCCUGGUGCCGGCCCUCAAGUACGCCAGCCUCUAUCACACCACCCUGACCACCUACUGCUCCAACGUGGCCUUCUAUCUGCUGCUGAAGGCGCGCCGGAGCAGCGUCAAGUUCCAUCCGGUGGUCAAGCGGCUGGUGCAGCUCAAGCAGCUGGUGGAGCAGCUAGCGCCGCGCUACGAGGAGUACAUACGGCCGCAGCUGGAGGCGCUGCUGGAGCGGAUACAGGACGGCGAUGCCUUCACUGUGCUGGAUGUGGCGCAGCGCAAGGCCAAGCUGCAGAUCUUGAACAAGUACGGAAAUGGGGAGGAGGCGGAAGAGAGCGAGGAUGAUGAGGAGGAGGAGGCGGAGAAGGAUGAAAAGGAGCUAGAUGGCGAGGAGGAGGAGGAUCAAGAGGACCCAGAGCUCGCGCGACGCGGCAUCACCUACCAGAUGGCCAAGAACAAGGGCCUCACGCCGCACCGCAAGAAGGAGCUGCGCAAUCCGCGCGUCAAGCACCGCGGCAAAUACCGCAAGGCGCUCAUCCGGCGCAAGGGAGCCGUGCGCACGGUGCGCAAGGAGCUGCAGCGCUACGGCGGCGAGAUGUCCGGCAUCAAGGCCUCCGUCACCAAGAGCGUCAAGUUCCGCGUUUAAAAUCUAAAUCUAAAUCUAAAUAAAUCAAAUCAAAUAAUUUUUUCUUUUUAA